This is a messenger RNA of Entelurus aequoreus (snake pipefish), 714 nucleotides long. Its product is annotated as homeobox protein Hox-B9a-like. The transcript is spliced from 2 exons. Bases 1 to 714 code for a protein of 237 amino acids. Gene Ontology annotation, cellular component: nucleus. The record is from RefSeq and is a predicted model, not a curated record. Gene Ontology annotation, molecular function: RNA polymerase II cis-regulatory region sequence-specific DNA binding; DNA-binding transcription factor activity, RNA polymerase II-specific. Gene Ontology annotation, biological process: regulation of transcription by RNA polymerase II; proximal/distal pattern formation; DNA-templated transcription. NCBI's taxonomy places the organism in Eukaryota, Metazoa, Chordata, Actinopteri, Syngnathiformes, Syngnathidae.
AUGUCUAUUUCGGGGCCAGUCAGCAGCUACUACGUGGACGCCAUCAUCGGCCAGGAGAGCGAGGAGGUCUUCCCCGGGGUUCAGUACCCGGGCUCCAGCGCCGCGGGGCCGUGUCCGCUGCCGGCGUCCGAGCACCCGCUGGCGGACUCCUUCCCGCCCUGCAGCUUCCCCGCCUCCUGGAGUCCGUUCGGCCCGCACUACCAGCCCUAUUUACCGGCCGCCGAGCCGCGGUACCUGCGCUCCUGGCUGGACUGCGGGCCCGCGCAGCGCGUUCCCGAUGCCGUCAAGCUGGAACCUCAGCUCCUUGGCGCCAAAAGCGCAGGACAACAACAACAACAACAACAACACCAAGACGGCGGCCCCUUCAUCCUGGAGUCCGGCUCCAGAUCCGCGGCACCGGCUGCCGACAUCGUCCCGUCUGCGGGCUUCCGGGGCAACGUGGAGGCUCGUGAGGGCGGCGAGGACAAAGAAGAUCAAAGCGACCCCUCGGCCAACUGGCUGCACGCGCGCUCCUCCCGCAAGAAGAGGUGUCCGUACAGUAAGUACCAGACGCUGGAGCUGGAGAAGGAGUUCCUCUUCAACAUGUACCUGACCCGGGACCGCCGCCACGAGGUGGCUCGCGCGCUCAACCUGACCGAGAGACAGGUGAAGAUCUGGUUCCAGAACCGCAGGAUGAAGAUGAAGAAACAGAGCAAGGACCAGCCCAAGGACUAG